This is a messenger RNA of Xyrichtys novacula (pearly razorfish), 5346 nucleotides long. Lineage: Eukaryota; Metazoa; Chordata; Actinopteri; Labriformes; Labridae. The record is from the annotation of a GenBank genome assembly.
UGGGCUACACCCUGCCUUGUGUUCAUGUCUGAGGUCGUGUCCUCUAUUUGCUGAUCUCAGGUCAGUUUCUCCUCCUGUAUAAAUUACUUAAACGUGAUCCUCCCAGACAAAUCUGCCAGUCAGAAUUCGGUAUACAUACACGGAGAGACAGACGAGCAGCAUGAGAACCACCGGGGGGAUUUUUCUGUUUUUACCCUGUGUCUUAUUCGCUGCAGGUAAAUUAACCACACACAAAAAGCAACGUAUUUCUCAUUUUUUUGUAUUCAAAAUACGUAAAUUCAUUUUAUUUAAUGAAAAGCUCGAGAGCCGAAGCCUUGUCCUACACCAGUGGAGUAUCCAUACACCAGCCUGGACCUGAAGUACAGCAGCAGACAGAAGUUCAGCCACAAAGAGAAAGUUUAUUACCGCUGUGCAGAGGACUUCACUCCAUCCAGAGGAGUCCCUAUAGUUCAGUGUGUGGACGGAGCAUGGACGAAGCUGACCCUGAAAUGCGAUAGUAAGUGGUCUUUUAUUCUGUUACAGCAAAAAGGGGUGAUUUUUCUUUUAAAUGACCGAUUAUUAAGAUGAAGUUUACAGUUGUUUUAUUUAAAGCGACAACAGUGAAGCUCAGAAGCAGUCGAGAGCCCCCCUGUGGCCAUGUGGGAAAACUACAGGCGAUGCAAACAGACAGAAAUAUAAAGAAGUGUUAUUUAUUUAUGUAUUUAUUGUUUAACCCUAUAAUGCCUUUUGUAUCAUAUUUCAUACAUACUUUUAUAUAUUUAUGAAAUCAAGAUUAUCAGCAAAUUACAAAAAAAACUGAAUACAGUCAGAUAAAUGAUAAAAAUGUCCUCUUGUAGUUUACCAGUCUCCAAAAACAUAUAAUGUAUCAAACGAGAUAAAUAAACAUAUUCGUUAAAUUUUAAGGACAUUUUGAUUGUUUUGGUUUUCAGUGGCAAGUGAAAUAAACAUUUCAGCUCCAUAAAAAUAUGAAUUUUCUGGCCAUAAUUUGUAGUUUCAGGCAUUAAAGGGUUAAGCAUUAUUAUUAUUCUUGUCACAAUCUUCAAUUCAACACUGCCAUGUCUUCAGCAGGGUCAAAAUUUACAAAAAAAGUUAAGACUCAUAGCUUUACCCCUUAUUUUUUUCAAUGAUACUGUAAUUUAGGUUUCAUGUUUUUCUAAAUAAAUGUCUGUAAAAUUGUCAGAAUUCAAACAUAUAAUCUUAAAUAAUUGUGGAAAAAAAUAGUAGAAAAAGCAGAAUUGAGAAACUAAUGGUACUGUUUAGACUUUCAUAACAAAUAUCUCAAAAAUCACUAUUCUUUAUAAUCAUAUUAACCUCUUACCAGCCUGAUCCAAGGCUGGUAAAGCCUGCCUGAUUGGUUCCAACAUUUUGUUGAAAAAACCUAAUUGGUAACCCAAAAAUUGGAACAGAUUUUCUUUUAUUAAAAACGUCGUCCACCUGCUCAAACCUAUUUCACUGAUCAUUACUGCACUUACUGACCUUUUACUGUCUUUUUGGUUUAACAGAGAGAUCGUGCGGUAAUGCUGGAGAUCUACUAAAGGGCUACUUCAACUAUGAAGGAAGUUCAUUUAUUGGAGAGAGAGUCCAAGCAGUGUGCAAUGAGGGGUGAGUUAAAGCCUGAGAGAGUCCUGUAAAGUUUGGUUAGUCCUGUAUGAGUCCUUCAAACUUACAGAGCAGUUUUAUCUCCAUGUUGACAGUUACACCCUGAAAGGACCGGAGUACAGGAUUUGUAAGAGAUCUGGCUGGACUGGUGGAUUCCCGACAUGUGAAGGUGGGCAACAGUACGUCAGAGCGUGCUCUUACUCAUUAUCUGAAACCUGCUUAAAACCAAACCUAUUUAGUGAUGAUGAUGAUGUUUAAUCCCUUUAUUUAUUUCAACACAUUUUCAGGUUGUGAAAUACCAAAAUAAACAGAUUAAAGAUUAGAUACGUCAUGUUUUUGGGAAGUUGUUUGCGUCAGACAUCCAGACUUAGAUCUACAAACCAACGUCACAGUUUCACACAGCAGGAUUAGGAGUUUCAGUGUCUUUAAGCCUCAAUAUUAGGGUCACAGUCAUAACUUCUAAUCAUGAUGAAGAUAACCUUUAAACAAACGUGUUAUUUUCUCAUUUUCAGUGGCACAGGUCACCUGCUCCCCCCCUGUAGUCACAAACUCAGUCAGCAGCAGAGAUGUGUCAGUGUACCAGCUGGGAGAAAGCGUAAACAUCACCUGCAGUCAGGGUUUCCAGCUGGACGGCGCUCAGAGGAUCACCUGUGGUCAAGACGGCCAGUGGCAGCCCAAACCCCCCAGAUGUCAGACUCGGUUACCCGAUAAAGAGGGUGAGUUUUGAAGAGCACACUCUGAAGUUACUCGAAAAGUUUGCUCCUGAUCUAACACUCUUCUCUCUCUGUUCAGCUGAUGGGUGUGGUGUGCCAGAUAACAAGAACUCCAACGCCAAACUGGCUGAGAAGUACAUCACAAAGACGUCUUUCUCUUCUGGUGAAAGAGUGCAUUACGUGUGUGACAUCGGAUACAAUAUGGCAGGUGGGAGCAGAUAUCGCAGGUGCAGCAAGGGGAAGUGGUCACCUCUGAGGCUCAAAUGUGAAUGUAAGAACUUCUAUGUUACCCUGUAGGCCUUUUUUUUUUUUACAGUUUCAUCUUAAUGUUUGUACUACUUUCAUAAAAAAACCCCACCAGUGAUACCCAUCAUAAAGAUAUAAGACUGUGUUCCACCUUAAAUUUGAUGUAAAAAUAAACAGAUGCACCCUACAAGGUUUUAAAAUGACCUUUUUUUCAUCCUCUUAAAGUGCAGAGCUGUGGCUCUGCAGGAGAGAUCAUACACGGACAGUUUGAAUACACAGGAGCGGAGUUUGGAGACAUCGCCACAGCCGUGUGUGAUGACGGGUGAGAGAAACCUUCACGUUUCUUACCCUGCUCGAAUUUUUAAACAUACUCUAUUUCUCCAUGUCUAAAAUUGUGGCCUCACUCAUCAGGUACAAUCUUGUGGGGCGAGCACAGAGACACUGCAUGAGCGGAGGCUGGGACGGACGCAUCCCUGUCUGUGAAGGUGAAGUGAACUUACAUCCCGUCUUUAGCUGUGUGGGCUUUUAUGUCUGUGCUUUUCAGCUAAGCCAACACUGUUGAGUCUCUUGCAGCUGCGGUCUGUGAAGCUCCUCCACCAGUAGAAAAUGCAGAUAUAACCAGCCCUUGGGAGGAAGUCUACACAUACAGGACAGUGAUCAGCUACCAGUGUCAGAAAGGAGUCCUCAUUGGACAAAAGGAUAUCUGGUGCACAGAGAGCGGGGCGUGGAGUCAUCCUCCCCCGACAUGCAAAGGUCCUACCUGCUGUUAAAGAAGAGCUCAUUUUUAUUCUAGUCACAAAGAUUGAAAAUCAUCCCAUCAUGUGUGUGUUUAUCUCCUCACAGAGAUAACAUGUCCACCUCUGAAUGUGCCCAAUGCCUCCUGGACAAACUCCCUCAAGGCGGUGUAUCACCCCCGUGAUUUUCUAUCAAUUCAGUGUUCCCCUGGUUACAUGAUGUACGGCCCGAACACUCUCACCUGUGGCGUUGAUGGUCGGUGGUUGCCUUUCUUCCCUGAAUGUAAACGCAGAUGUAAGUAUAGAUCACAUCCCCAACUUUGAGAAAUGAAUGUAUUCUGUGUAAAAUGCUGAAAUGACACAGAUAUAGAUGGUUUGCAAAUCAUUUCAACACUGUUUUUAACUGAAAAGACGGCUUAUAAAGGUUGAAAAAAAAAUUAUAACACUUAGGAUGCAAGCAACACAUUUCAGGACAAUGAAACACUGAAAAAGAGGAGUCAUUUUUAAGAAAAAAAAAACAUUUCCUGACCAAUUAGGAUCAUUUGAAAGAAGUAAGGAGUGAAAAAAAGCUUUAAAAGUUUCAGAAUAGAAUAGAAAUAGAUAUGAAAACAUCCGAUUGUUUAUAAUAAAUGAAGUGAUGAAAUACAAUGGUUAACAAACUCCUAAGUUACUAUAUUUCUGUUUCAACAUUAAAUACGUCAUCUUGCACCAUUUUAAGUUUCAUAAAGAAUUCAAGUGAUUUGCAAACAAUCAAAUUCUGCUUUCAUUGAUAUUUUACUCAGUAUCUCAGCUCUUUUGAAUCCGUACAUCAAUGUCAGAUUCCUGUUUUCUAUCUUUGAUUUCAGCACGUUAUAGCUCCAGAAGAGGCUGACACUCCUGAGUGAAAUGUGAGUCAGAGACAGAGGGAGAUGAAAAAAGAGGCGUCUUACAUGAGCAAAAUAUCUGCAUUUUUAAAGAUACAAUUCUACCCUGUUCAGCCACCUUAUAAUAAUGCACUGUUGUUGAUAUAUGCUCUAAUUAGCUCAUGAAACAUGUACAAAGUAAUAUUACAGCCAUUAAAAUGUGCCUGAAAUGGAGCUGAAGUACAGUAUGUUUAUUUCGAUAAGUGUUUUGGGCAGUAACAAGUACAAACUCAUUUCAUUCACCUCUGUACAUAGUUUUCUUUUUCUUACAGUUGAUAAUGUAAUGUGUAUCAUCUCUAAAGACUAAAACGGUGAGUGAGCAUUUCAUGAAACAAACAAGCUACAAGAAAAAUAAGAACACCAAUUCCAUUCAUUUAAAAAGACAAUACAAAAAAUCCAGACAUUUUCUUUACAGGAGCAAUAACAAUUCAAGUGCAAAUAUCAUUAUCAACUCUAUGAUACAUCAUAGCAAACUCUCGUUAGAAGGCAACAAUUCAAAACAAAAAAAAAAACAGGUUGCAGGAAAGAGGCCGAUUCAGGUGGCAGGGAUUUAAUGGGCUAAGUGAGAACUCUAGGACGCCGCCUGUUUGAGUGAAGUACAUGGAAAUAAAAAUAUUAGAUGUACUUAAUCUGUGACUGAAGCGAGGAAAAGAGGAAUUUUAAUCUAGCGCAAAUUUGUGGCUUGGACCAGUUUCACCCACGACUUCUACAGUGGGAUCUCAGAAUCCCUGUUUUCUUCUUAAAGUCUGGACACUUAAAACUCAGUUGAGUAUAAUAACUGAAUGAUAAGAGCACCAAAUCACUUAUUUCUAUUUACAGGAGAGGGGGGAAACUUUUUCUCUUUAAAUUUAAUUACAUAUCUGGGACCAGGGGCAUUGGGUUAAAUAUACAAGAUGAGGGAAUUAGGGAUUAUAAUUGUUCUCAUUUGACUGGCGCAUAGUAAUGAUGACUUUAAAGGAAUAGCCCGUGAAUAUUUGGGGAAAACUUUUUCACUUUCUUGCUUUGAGUAUCUUUGCGAACUCAGACCUCAGGAAGUCUUUUCUCCUGGUCAGAGAAGCAUCUUGAAACGACAACAUUUUGACAAGCUGGACACGACGUAUUCCACCACAGCAGUAGUGAGUGACUAGGUAGAGUUUUUCAUUUGACAGAAAC